CCUAUCCUGCUUUCGGCUUCAGAAGACCGACCGCCGCUUUCAGGCAGCUGAAUUCAGUCCAGCUGCUCAGUUGCCCGGCGGCUGCAGAAAGAGGAGGUGGAGGAGAGAGAGAGAGAGAAAAGCACGAGGGAGCGGGCGACGACUCGACAUCGCAGCUCUCCCGGUCAAAUUGCGGCCACUGCUGUCGGGUCGCACAGCCGCCGGAGGCAUGGAUGUAGCGGUGGACUUGUACGUUGCAGUCCCGCUGCUUUUCACCGUCCUGGCUGUUAUUCUAGCGUCGGUCUUUGUCAAGCUGAGAUCCUCGGAAGAGGACAAAGCUACGGAGCCAGCGGCAGCAGCAGCAAAGGAAGAAGGGGAGGCCAAGGCGAGCUCUGCUGCGGUAGACCGGACGGACGGCGAAGCCCUCCAGAAGGAUGAGAGGGAACCGGAGGCGGCCGGCGCGGAGCCUCGGAAGGAGAAAGGAGACGAAGAGGCGGCGAUAAGCAGAGAAGCUGGAAGGGACGCCGUGGAGGAAAUAGGGGCUGGAGAAAAGGGGACGAAGGAAGGAAAGGAAGAAGAAGAAGAAGGGCUUCGGGAGAAGGGAAAAGGGGAGGAGGUCGAGGACGAGGCUGCCCCGGAGGCGGUGAAAGCAGAACAGCGGAGUCACGUUCAAGUGGAGCGGAAGGUGGCCGGUCAGGCGGAGAGAGACGCGGUCGUUGCUGCUCCGGUGGCUUUAGAAGAGCAAGAGGAGGAGGAGGAAGAGGAGGAGGAAGAAGAAGAAGACGAGGACGACGAGGAGGAGGAGAGCAAGGAGGAAGAUCAAGAAUCGGAAAAUGGGAAACUAGUAAUAAAGGAACCUGAGACUGAAGAUGCAGAUGAAAAGUUAUCUUUUAAAUAUAGUCCUGGCAAACUGAGAGGAAACCAGUAUAAAACAAUGAUGACCAAAGAAGAACUUGAAGAGGAACAAAGGGUUCAGAGAGAGCAGCUGGCUGCCAUCUUCACCCUUCUAAAGGAAAAAUCAGACACUUUUGGAGAUAUGUCUGAAUCUGAUAUCAAAGAACAACUUAAGCUUUAUGACAUGUAGACUAAAAGAGCAAGACAAACCACUUCUGAAAAACUUGCCAGGAAAACUGCAGAAGUACUCCAGGAAGUCACCAGAAGCCAACUCUGACCGGAAGGCAUUCCCCCGCCCCACAAAUCUACUUAGCACCACGGUCAGCAAAAUUGAUUUGCUGCUGCCAUCUGCUGAGGUAGAAGAGCAAAUGCCUACAAAUACCUUCUUAAAGAGAUAAUUUAGACACUGGUUUUUGUAAUAGAUGGAUGGACCCAGAGAAACUGUGGGUGGGAUUCAUGUGGAAUUUAGUUCUAAUAAAGAGGCCAAAAUGACUUUAUUAUUAGGAUGCGAAGUUAGCUGAAAUACUGUUCAGUGAAACACCCCAGAAUAGAAAAGCAAACAGGUAUUCAGGCUAUGCAGUUUCAAGGUUGCAGUGGAGAUGCAAGUUGUACCACAAAAUGGCUGUUAUAGAUAAUGGAAUAACCCCACUAGAAGACUGUUCUGGAAAUUAUGAUAGUCGAAAGUAAACUUUGGAGGGAUUUUUUACUUCCUUAGAAAUGUGUAAACGAUCAAAUGUAGAUUAACCAGUGCUAUGGCACCAUUUGAAAUGCUUUUGUAUGAAAUUUACUACAUAAGUUUGCUUGUAUGUGUAUUCAGGGACUUUCACUUUGGAACCUUACCUAACAAGUCCUUGUGUGUCUAAGACUGUGCAGAUUCUUAAUAAAGUUUGGGAGAUUUUGA
This is a messenger RNA of Pantherophis guttatus, 1774 nucleotides long. It is a transcript of the gene MXRA7, whose product is annotated as matrix remodeling associated 7. Lineage: Eukaryota; Metazoa; Chordata; Lepidosauria; Squamata; Colubridae. The record is from RefSeq and is a predicted model, not a curated record.